Messenger RNA from Drosophila elegans, 1791 nucleotides. Its product is annotated as juvenile hormone esterase. NCBI's taxonomy places the organism in Eukaryota, Metazoa, Arthropoda, Insecta, Diptera, Drosophilidae. The transcript has 4 exons. The coding region runs from base 10 to 1755 and encodes 581 amino acids. The record is from RefSeq and is a predicted model, not a curated record.
UUUUGCAGAAUGUGGCGUCUCUGCGGAUGCGUUGUGCUCCUCUGUGGGCUUAUUUCUGGCCAGGCGGACAAUGAGGAGGAUCUGGGCAAGGUUGUACCCGAUGAGGACGACCCCAUUGGGUACAACAAGGAGCUCUCGGACCUGGUCAUCACCACAGCCCUGGGCAAGAUCCGCGGCACCAUACUGCCCUCGCAAUCGGGUCGCAAUUUCUAUGCCUUUCGUGGCAUUCCGUAUGCCAAGCCACCGGUGGAUCGCCUUCGUUUCCAGCCACCAGAACCGGUGGAGCAGUGGUUUGAUGUCCUGGACGCCACUUUCGAUGGCCCCAAGUGUCCGCAGAUGGGACUCAUUAGUAGCGAUGUGAGCGAGGAUUGCCUGCGAGUUAACAUAUACACCAAGGAGCUGCCCAGCGAAUCGCAGCCGAAUGUGCGAAGGCCCGUGAUCGUGUUCAUCCAUCCUGGAGGAUUCUACUCCUUGUCCGGUCAGAGCAAGAACUUCGCUGGACCCCAGUACUUCAUGGAUCGCCGACUGGUGCUGGUCACGUUCAACUACCGCCUGGGAUCGCUGGGUUUCCUGGCCACCGGCAGCAAGGAGGCUCCGGGAAACAUGGGCCUCAAGGACCAGGUGCAGCUGCUCCGCUGGGUCAAGCUGCACAUCUCCCGCUUCGGUGGAGACCCCACUUCCAUUACCCUCUUGGGCUAUGGAGCUGGUGCCAUGGCUGUGACCCUGCACAUGGUCUCGCCCAUGUCGAGGGGUCUCUUUCACAAGGCCAUCGUGAUGAGUGGAGCUGUCACGGGUCAGUGGUCACUGCCCGAUCACCAAAUGGAUGUGGCCACCAAGCAGGCCACACUGCUCCAUUGUCACACGGAGAAUGUCACCGAAAUGGUGGACUGUCUGAGAGGAAAACACUACCUGGAGUACGCCAAUACCUUGCCAAAAAUGUUUGAGUUUGACCGCAACAAUCCUCUGAUUUUAUGGAAGCCUGUCAUAGAACCGGACUUUGGGCAGGAACGCUUUCUGGUAGAGGAUCCCAUUAAAAGCUAUCAAAACGAUGACUUUAUGAAAGUGCCCAUUAUAACGGGAAUGACCAAGGACGAGUUUGUUGGACCCGCCUUGUCCAUCCUUCAAAGCCCUUCUUUGUUGAGUGCCCUGAAUGCAAAUUUCGAGUCCCUGGCUCCUGUGUUCUUCAUGUACAACGAGAGUGAUCCACGAGUGGGUAACAUAAGCCAGGAGCUGAGGAAUCACUACUUUCAGGAGCAGCCCAUCGAUGCCAAUCGCUCGCUGGAGGCUUUGGCCAAUCUUUACUCGGAUGCCCUGACCGGUUUUGGAAUCCAUCGUUUUGUGCAUCUGGCUGCCAGGUCGACGAAGGUUUACUACUAUCGAUUCGCGUAUCAGGGUGCCAGAAGUCACAUUUAUUAUCCGGAAGAUGCGCCCUACGGGGUGGUUCACCACGACGAUCUGAUGUAUCUGUUUGUGGAACCCUCGAUCAGCCGCAUGUUUACUGAAGAUGAUGAAGAAUUUCGCAUGGUGGACAUUAUGGUGCGAAUGUUCUCCGCCUUUGCUUAUAAGGGCGAUCCCAAUAAACCCACUGAUUUGGCCCUGAGGGAUAUUCGCUGGCGUCCAUUUAGCUUCAAGAAACGCUACUACUUGGAUAUCGGAAAACAGCUUACUCUGCAGGAGAACCUCAAUGCCGAGCGCUACGAGAUCUGGAAACGUCUCUUCCCCCUCAACUGGCGUCGUCAGACCAAGGAGGUCUAGAGGGUGGUGCUUUUGGGCACAACUGUACUUUUCAAA